GCAGGCCACAGUUGCAAAAUGCAUAAUCUGACUGAACUUCCAGGCAAUGCAACUUCCCACAAUAGCAUGUCUGUGAUCAUCAAGGUGUGUGUAGUUAUCCCCUUCUUCUGUGUCUUCCUCUGCUGCAUUGCUGUCAUGCUGCACAUCUUUGCAUCUCACAGGCAGUUCCUGGACACCUCACGUUACAUCUUGUUUGCCUGCAUGUUGAUCAAUGACACCCUCCAGCUCUUGAGCUCUGUCCUGCUCUUCCUCCUUGUCAUGGGCCAGUUGAAGUUUGCUCUUGUCUACUGUGUUCCCCUGCUGGUUGUUUCCACUGCCACUUUCCAGAACACACCGUUAAUCUUGGCCACCAUGUCACUGGAGCGUUAUGUUGCCAUCUUCUAUCCCUUGCAGCGCCCGGCCGCCUGGCGCUCAGAUCGCAUCUGGAUCAUUAUUCUGUCCCUGUGGCUCAUCAGCUCCAUCUUUCCUAUAAUUGACCACACCAUCGGGGAACAUGACCCCACUGUAAAUGUCCUCUCUACACCGGUGCUUUGCAAACCUGCCGUUGUUAACUCAUCUCCAACUCAGAGACUGUUCAGAGCUGCUGUGUUCGUUCUGUUCUUUGCAGUAGUGGCUGUUAUCAUCCUCUUUACAUAUGUGAGAAUCCUGCUGGAAACCAGAAAGCUGAGACAAGACCAAGUGUCUGUGAGCAAAGCCAUGCACACUGUGCUGCUGCACGGCUUUCAGCUGCUGCUGUGCAUACUGGCCUUCACCAGCCCCAUCACUGAAACUCUCAUAGUACUGCAUGCCAAAUGGCUUCCAGAAGACAUUGCCUUUUUUAAUUACUUCUGUUUCGUCCUAAUCCCACGCUUUCUCAGCCCGCUCAUCUACGGCUUUAGAGAUCAGACUCUCAGGGUGUACAUUGGGAAAACUUUCUUCUGCUGCUCAAACAAAGCCAAACCCUAUGGGAGAGGCAAAGUGCAGGACAACUUGUCUGUUCCUUGA
Larimichthys crocea (large yellow croaker) is the source of this 984-nucleotide messenger RNA. It is a transcript of the gene or95a1, whose product is annotated as odorant receptor, family 95, subfamily A, member 1. The record is from RefSeq and is a predicted model, not a curated record. Lineage: Eukaryota; Metazoa; Chordata; Actinopteri; Sciaenidae. The coding region runs from base 19 to 984 and encodes 321 amino acids. The transcript has a single exon. Gene Ontology annotation, molecular function: G protein-coupled receptor activity; olfactory receptor activity; odorant binding. Gene Ontology annotation, cellular component: membrane. Gene Ontology annotation, biological process: G protein-coupled receptor signaling pathway; detection of chemical stimulus involved in sensory perception of smell.